UUUUCGAUAGUUGUCAAUUAAUUGUAUCCAUCACUACAUUAAUAGUUAUUACAGUUAUUUCAUUUUCGUGGUGAUUCAGAGUGGCACGUAAAUGCAAAUUAAUGCAACUUACCGGAACAAGCAGUCUUUAAUGUGAUGAUAAUGGAGGAAAUUCGGUGUGAUUUCGACAUCUGAAUUGUUAUGAUCCUAUGUUUGAAUAUGCAUGAUAUGUAGUUCUCUCUGGGUACAAAGCGCACCGAAUUGCGGGAACACAGUGUACAGUUUAAUUGUUGCAGAAAUAUAUUUCAAGGAGUUCCGCAGUCUGCAGCAGCACAGGUGCAGUGCUGCCAACUUCUGGUGUUCUCCUGCAGACAGGCCCUAGUGGAAGGAUCCAAGCCUUGAGGAGCCAGAAGGAAAAAGAAAGAAAUCCCGAUAGGAUUUGUCUUGACAGACGGGGGCUCUCAAAACUCCCCAUGCUCAUAGGUGAGACGAGAGUUCGUUUGCUGUCACUCCAACAUAACCUCAUCACCAGACUUGAUGGUGUGCCAACGCAAGGACUCACAAAACUUAUCUUCCUUGACAUUUACGACAAUCAACUCGAACGCAUCACAGGUCUUGAUUCUCUUGAGAACCUUCGUGUCUUAUUGGUAGGGAAAAAUAGAAUUCGACGUAUCGAGGGGCUGAACUCUGUGACAAAACUGGAAGUGUUAGAUCUUCAUGGAAAUCAGAUUACACAAGUUAGUGGGUUGUCAGCACUGAGUGAGCUCAAAGUUCUUAACCUCGCAGGCAACCAGAUUAGAAUUGUAGGUUCAUCUGACCUCGAAGGUUUGCAGUCAUUGCAGGAACUUAACCUGAGACGCAACAGGAUAAAGCGUUUGUUGGGAUUUGCAGAAACGCCUCGGUUACAGAAGCUGUUCCUCAGCAACAAUGAACUUCACACUGUUGACAACAUGAGCAGUAUAGUGAAAGCCUCGCAGCUGAGUGAGAUCACUGUGGAUGGUAACCCUGUAUCAUUGGGUGGGGACUGCGUGUCAUUCCUUGUCUCUUAUCUUCCCAACUUAAAGCUGCUGAGUUGCAUGGAAGUUACUGAAUCAGUGAGGAAGGCUGCACUAGUUUGGCGAGACAGUAAGGAAGCAUUAACGCACAUGUCCCAGCAUGGCGCUAAAGAAAUGUGCACCGAUGUUCGGAGAGAAAAAGUAAUUUCUAAUGCCAGAACCAACUGGGAACUCUUACGCUCACAGACACAGUGUUCCACGAGUACCAGUCUUAGCAGCUCUCUGAAAGACUUGCAUAGUGAUAAAAGUUUUGAGGUUCCGAAUGAAAGGCAUGUUCAGAGUGACUCUGGUGUGAGCAGUGUUGCCUCUUCUAUCUCUACAAACCCAUACAGACCAGUAGCCAAUGUGGGGAAGAGACUCAGGAGUGCUCGACCAGCACUGUUGAACGCAUCGGAGAAGAAGCGAUCGAGUUAUGCUAGUCGCUCAGCCUCUCAAGAAUCCAACACUUCCCAGCAGACAGCAUCAUCAGCCACAGCAAGCAUCGAUUUCUUUCGACUCCCACCUAUUCUGACUCCUCUGUUGACUGACUGGAAGUCUCCGCAGGAGAUUGGUGAAAGUCACGUGAAUGAAGGUACUGCACAGUGUGAUGCGAUGAGACGAUGUGAUAGUCUGUCUAGUGUUGAACCCAAUGUUGACAGUUCAUUGAGCUCUCUGCCCAGUGAUUCUGGUAGUAGUAGUGACACUAAUAAUGUUAGCAGUAGCAGUGAACAUUCAGAGUUGGAGUCCAGCGAAGAGCCUGCCUCUCCUCACGAAGUUGCCAAGGGAAACAACAAGGUUCCGAGGAACGUGAAAAGUGCUAUUCACUACCGCAAGAAUGUGCCCCGUAGGGCACAGACUAGGGCUGCUACAGGACGAGUGCAACAUAAACCCUCAAUGCAUCAGGGCAGGGUGCGGGAGCAAGGAGGAGAUUUCCUUGUAGAGAUAUGUGGUCGGUGUCUCAAUAUAUACGGGCAGGGAGCCCUCCGUUUCAUAGACCGGCCAUGGAAUUCUGGGAAAGCUGCAGAUGUGAACACAGUCAAGUUCAAUUACAUCAAUUUCAAUAAUAUCAUCCCAGUUCUGGGCCGCAUCAAGCAGCGAUUCCCAAACGUGGAGCACUUUCUUUUCCGAGAGACGAACAUCCAUUAUGUUGGCCAGCUGAAUGCUUUGGCUGACAUUCAGGGUCUGACUUCUCUCUGUAUCGAAUCAGAUGGCAACCCAAUCACCUGCAAGGAGUGGCAGAAGUACACCAUUUACAGACUGUCUCACUGGGGGCUCAGGAUUAUAAAUGGGGUCGAGAUAUCAGAUGAGCAGGUAGCAGCUGCAUGUGCAGAGUUCCAGGGACUGAGUGACAUCGUGCUGUGCUCACUUCCUGACGUGUUGCUACAGCCUCUCUUGGGACGCCUUCACCUAGAGGGUUCUCGCUUUAUGUCACCACAGCAGCAGCCUGUCAAUGCUAAGCAGUGGUUGUGGAGUGCUGAUCCUGCGCUCCGCAGUGUCGUCGCCAAGGAGGCGCUUCAGUGGCACAGGGGCACGCUCUGUCAGGAAGAUAUGAUGUGGCGGCACAAAGGGAGGUCCCACCUGAGUUCAUUGAUAGAAGUGGCAUGUGCUGCAGUUGAGAAGUUGAAACUGUUGGAACAUGAAUGGCCAGCCAUCUUGGCUGAGCUGGUGCAGGAAACGCUUGUUGACUAUUCUCAUCUUGACUCAUAUAUGAAGAAAUGUAUGCAAAGUCUCAGAAUGUAACAGUGAUAGUAACAGCUGUAAGUUUGUAUGAUCCACCAACCCUGCGAAGCAGAAUCUUCUUGAGAAGCUGGUAACUUGCUCAGCUAUUCAAGAAAUUCCCUACCUUUUAUAGUAUCUGAAGAUUCAUUAAUGUGUUCACAAGAACCUGACUUCAACCUGA
This is a messenger RNA of Cryptotermes secundus, 2913 nucleotides long. RefSeq names its product leucine-rich repeat-containing protein 49. Gene Ontology annotation, molecular function: protein binding. Lineage: Eukaryota; Metazoa; Arthropoda; Insecta; Blattodea; Kalotermitidae. Bases 453 to 2753 code for a protein of 766 amino acids. The record is from RefSeq and is a predicted model, not a curated record. The transcript is spliced from 8 exons.